Molecule: messenger RNA, 4909 nt
Organism: Mytilus trossulus (common blue mussel)
Lineage: Eukaryota; Metazoa; Mollusca; Bivalvia; Mytilida; Mytilidae
Product: multidrug resistance-associated protein 1-like
Exons: 29
Coding region: 3-4421 (1472 amino acids)
Biological process (GO): transmembrane transport
Cellular component (GO): membrane
Molecular function (GO): ATP binding; ATP hydrolysis activity; ABC-type transporter activity
Source: RefSeq, a predicted model, not a curated record
UUAUGUUGGUACUGACAGCAAUCAAUAUUGUUUAUGCUGCUAUUGAUCUGAAAGCAGAGUCAUCAUACUGGAAAGCAUCCUUAGUUGGUCCUGUGAUUGAAGCAGCCACAAUUCUACUGGUGAUAUUCUAUAUUGCAUUGGAAAGACGCAAAGGUUUUGUGACGUCUGGUGUGCUUUUUAUUUAUUGGACAGUUGCUAUAUUAACCAAAAUCAUUCCAUUCUACACAAAGCUUCUAAAAAAGGAUAAAAAAGAAGAUACAAUAUUUCUAAAGAUCUAUGUAUAUUUUGGAUUUUGGCUUUGGGUAAUAGAAUUGAUUUUACAUAGUAUAGCAGAAAAGUUACACCAUAACAGGGAUGUGUGUCCAGAACAAAAGGCCUCAUUUUUAUCUAGAAUUACCUUUAACUGGAUAACAAGUUUAAUGAUACAAGGCUAUAAAAAACCUUUGAAUGAGGAUGAAAUGUUUAAGUUAAAUGAGAGAGACAUGUGCAAGGUGGCAUACCAAAGAUUUUUAAAGAAUUGGGAUAAAGAACGCAUUAGUGCCUCCAGGCUUGGCCAGUCAGGAUCAUCCCGUAGGUACAAUCUGCAAGAUGACAUGUCUGAGUCUACACCACUACUUGCUCCUAAGCCAGUGAUAAAAGAUCCAAGUACUAAAGAGAACAAACGAUCCUUGUUCAGAGCCCUUGCCAAAACCUUUGGUCUAGAACUACUGCAUGCACAUGUUUUCAAGUUGAUAUAUGAUAUAACUAUUUUCAUUUCACCUAUACUUCUGAGAUUUUUAAUUGCCUUUAGUAAAGGGUCAAAAGAAUCAGAUUCAACUGAAUUCUCACAACCAUGGAAAGGAUAUAUGCUAGCAGCAGGUUUCUUUGUGACUAUCCUCAUCCAGUCCAUAGCAUGCCAUCAACAGUUCUACUGGGGGAUGACCUUAGGAAUCAGGGUCAAGGCUGCAUUGAUGGCAGCAGUUUACAGAAAGGCACUGACAUUAACCAGUGGAGCAAGAAAAGAGUCAACUGUCGGUGAAAUUGUCAACUUGAUGUCCAUUGACACACAACAUGUCCAAGACAAUAUUAACUACCUGUGGGCCCUUUGGUCAUCACCGUUACAGAUUGGUUUAUGUUUAUACUUUCUCUAUCAGACUGUGGGAGCAUCAGCUUUUGCUGGAUUUGGAAUUCUUAUUUUACUUCUUCCAGUAAAUGGAGUUGUCAUGGGUAAAAUUCAUGGUCUUCAGGGAGAGCAGAUGAAACAGAAAGAUAAUCGUGUCAAAUUAUUAUCAGAAGUACUCAAUGGUAUAAAGAUCCUAAAAUUAUAUGCCUGGGAGAUGUCAUUUAAAGACAAGAUUGCUGCUAUCAGAAACAUAGAACUGACUAUACUUAAAAGGUCGUCAAUGCUUAGUAUGAUUUUCUGGUUCUCCUGGGGUGUAGCUCCUUAUCUGGUAUCCUUGGUAACUUUUGCUACCUUUGUGUUUCUAUCCAAAGAUCAUUAUCUUGAUGCUGAGACUGCUUUUGUUGCUAUUUCCUUGUUCAACAUUCUAAGAUUUGCCAUAAACUUUGCUCCUAUGGCUCUUACAGAAACUAUAAAGGCUAGUGUUUCAAUAAAAAGGUUGAAUAAGUUCUUAAGCCAUGAUGAAUUGGAUACUGACAAUGUAUUCCAUGAUUAUUCCAAAGAUGAUGCCAUACUUGUUGAGAAUGGAACAUUUAUGUGGGAUCCAGAUAUAGGAGAAUGUUUAAAGAAUAUAGACUUGUCUGUUCCAGAGAAAUCACUUGUAGCUAUCGUUGGACAAGUUGGAAGUGGUAAAUCCAGCUUAAUGUCUGCUAUAUUGGGUGACAUGACUAAAGUUAAAGGAACAGUCAAUGUAAAGGGAGCUGUGGGAUAUGUACCUCAGCAAGCCUGGAUACAGAACUGUACUUUACAAGAUAAUAUUUUAUUUGGUAAUGAUAUGGAGCAGGAUAAAUACCAUCAAGUGAUUGAUGCUUGUGCGUUACAGCCUGACCUUGACAUCCUACCUGCAGGAGAUAGCACGGAAAUAGGAGAAAAGGGUAUAAAUUUAAGUGGAGGACAGAAACAGCGUGUCAGUUUAGCCAGAGCUGUGUAUCAUGACACAGAUAUCUAUCUCCUUGACGACCCUCUCAGUGCUGUGGAUUCCAAUGUUGGUAAACAUAUCUUUGAUCAGGUCAUUGGUAAAGAUGGCCUUCUAAAAGAUAAGACAAGAGUUUUAGUGACUCAUGGAGUAAGAUGGCUGCCAUUUGUUGAUAAAAUAAUUGUAAUGAUGGACGGGUCAGUAUCAGAAUGUGGGUCAUACGAUGAACUUCUAUCACAUGAUGGAGCUUUUGCACAGUUCUUGAAGAUGUACCUCAUACAAACAGAGGAUGAGGAAGAAGAGGAUCCAGAUGUUAAAUAUUUGAAAGCACAGAAGGAAAUAAAAGCUAAGAUAUUACAAAGACUGACAUCAAUAACAUCCGAGGAUGAUGAAUCUGAUAAGGCUGUGCUGUCAGAAACAGAUGACAAAAAAAUCUUGAAAAGAUUAAUUUCAAAAGAUGUAGAGCAUCCUAAAAGCCCUGAAUUACAAAGACUCAAGUCUAAAGAAGAUGAAAUAAAACAGGAGGAGAAGAAAUCUACAGGAGACAAUAAGCUGAUUACAGAUGAAAAGAUGGAGGAAGGAAAUGUAAGACUAGGUGUGUUUGGUACCUAUGCUAGAGCACUAGGUGUACCAUACACAUGUAUCAUCUUGAUACUGUUUGCCAUGAAUCAAGCGACCUCUGUAUUUGGAAAUAUUUGGCUGAGUCAGUGGACAUCAGAUAAAACUCUGACCAACAGGUCACUAGAAUCUAACAGUACAGUAUACAGGGAGAGAAAUGACUACUAUUUAGGGGUAUAUGGUGGAACAGGAAUAGCUAUAGGAAUAUUUUUAUUGUCCUAUGUGACAUUAUUCAUGUUAAGAUCAGUGGCAGCUUCGAGAAAGCUCCACCAUGAAAUGUUACACAGUAUCAUCAGAGCACCAAUGUUUUUCUUUGAUACCACACCAAUUGGUAGAAUAGUGAACAGAUUCUCAGCAGAUAUUGAAACAAUAGACAACGAGUUGCCCUGGACAGUUCAGAUGUUUUGGGAUACUGCCUUUAUGGUUGUUGCUACAUUUGUUGUGAUAUCUUAUGGUACUCCUCUUUUCAUGACUGUGAUUGUACCAUUUGCAUUCUUCUAUUUUCUUGCUCAAAGAUUUUAUGUAGCCACAUCUAGACAGUUAAAAAGACUUCAGUCUAAGACGAGAUCACCCGUAUAUAAUCAUUUUGGAGAAACUGUCUCUGGGGCAAGUGUGAUCCGAGCUUACGGAGCGCAGGAAAGAUUCAUUGAAACUUCUGAUCAGAGAAUAGAUAUGAAUCAGAGAUUUAGUUAUGCCAGUAUAACUGCCAAUAGAUGGCUUGGAGUAAGACUGGAAUUCCUUGGUAACUUAACAGUAUUCUCUGCAGCCAUAUUUGCUGUUAUAUCUGUUAUAAAAGGGGACGGCAUCGAUGGAGCUAUUGUAGGUCUAUCCAUCUCAUAUGCCUUACAGAUUACAGAAAACUUAAAUUGGUUGGUAAGGAUGACUAGUGACCUGGAAACCAACAUUGUUUCUGUUGAAAGGGUUAAAGAAUAUACAGAAAUCCCUUCAGAGGCCAACCUUGUGACUAACUACAGACCAUCCCCUGACUGGCCACAGAAUGGUGUAGUAGAAUUUAAGAGAUAUUCUACCAGAUAUAGAGAUGGAUUAGAUCUUGUACUGAAAGGAAUCAAUACACAGAUUAAUGCUGGAGAAAAGGUUGGAAUAGUUGGUAGAACAGGGGCAGGUAAAUCUUCCCUAACAUUGGCACUGUUCCGCUUGAUUGAACCAGCCUCUGGGAGAAUUAUUGUUGAUGAAGAAAACCUGUAUAUCAUGGGUUUACAUGACUGCAGAUCGAAAUUAACAAUUCUACCUCAGGACCCUGUGUUGUUUUCUGGCAGCUUGAGAAUGAAUUUAGAUCCAAUGGAUGAAUACAAAGAGACAGACUUAUGGAAAGCUUUAGAACAUGCACAUCUUAAAGAAUUUGUACAAAAUCUACCUCAGAAACUGGAGUAUGACUGUGGGGAGGGAGGACUUAAUCUCAGUGUUGGUCAGAGACAAUUAAUUUGUUUAGCUAGAAGUCUAUUAAGGAAGACUAAGAUACUGGUACUUGAUGAGGCCACUGCAGCAGUUGACAUGGAAACUGAUGAUCUUAUCCAGCAGACGAUUAAACAAAAGUUUGCUGAUUGUACUGUUAUAACCAUAGCUCAUCGUUUGAAUACAGUCAUGGAUUAUGAUAGAAUCAUGGUCUUGGACAAGGGUGAAAUAAUGGAAUUUGAUUCUCCAAAUGAAUUGCUGAAGAACACUGAUGGACUGUUCUAUCAGUUAGCUAAAGACGCAGGAAUUGUGUAAGAAUUUAAAAAAAUUCUGAAAGAAAAAAAAGAGAUUAUGGUAAAGCUGAAUAAGAUGGUAUUGGUGAUUUACAAUUGUAUAAAUCACAAUGUGUAUUCUGUUGUCUAGUAGAUUUAUAUUUUUGAAGUAUUAGUGUUAAUGACAAAAAAAUAUCAAAUGUAAGAAAAGGGUCAUACAAGGAUGUCUAUAUAGAGUUGUUUGAUAUCUACUGUGUUAUAAAAGUCUUAUGCUAUAUCCUUGAUUAUGCUAUUUAGUUGUCAAUUUACUAAAAUCAAAAUCUCAGCCACAUACUUUUGGCCCAUUUCAAUAGAUCUGUUUAAAAAUAUUGUAUACCUAUAGAAUAGUUUUAUUUACUUUAUAAAUAUAUCUGCUUUCUAUAUCUGAUUUCUUUCAACUUGCAGCAUGCUUUUUGGGAUAUUUUGUAUGACAUAGAUUAUAUACUUUUAUAAAUGCAAUGCAAAAAAUUAUUUAGAACUGAUAGAUAAAUU